Phaedon cochleariae (mustard beetle) is the source of this 765-nucleotide messenger RNA. The record is from the annotation of a GenBank genome assembly. Lineage: Eukaryota; Metazoa; Arthropoda; Insecta; Coleoptera; Chrysomelidae.
AUGAUUUCUGCUAUAGACAGAGACGAGGUGUACACGAGAGCUGCACCAGCACCGCUUGAUGAAACAAAUCCAAAUUUGGGAAUUGUUGGUGGCCAUAACGCCGAUAUCAUCAACUAUCCGUGGCAAAUAUCUCUUCAGCAUAGAGGGAGUCACUUCUGCGGUGGAUUUUUGAUCUCCAACAAGUGGGUGGUCACAGCUGCACACUGCCUCCUUAGUGGAUACCGCACCAAUCUCAACAUUCGUGCCGGAUCAUCAAACAGAAACAGUGGCGGCCAAACUGCUAACGUAAAGAGAUACAUCACGCAUCCCCAAUACAGUACUACCACUUUGACCAACGAUAUCGCUCUCCUCGAACUCUCUACUCCGAUUACUCUCAACCAAUCAGCCAAAGCAGCCAAACUACCUGUAGCCGGACAGGUGGUUCCCGAUAACGCUCAACUCACCAUUACAGGAUGGGGCGCCACGAGAGCUGGAGAUAAUGCUGGUGUCAAUUUCCUCCAAGAAGUCACCAUACCUACCGUCAAUAGAAAUGUAUGCCGAAAUGCUCUAGGUAGUACAAUCACCAACACCAUGUUCUGUGCUGGCUUGAUUGGAGUUGGCGGCAAAGACUCCUGCCAGGGUGAUUCUGGUGGUCCAGCUGUGAUCAAAGGUGAAGUUGUUGGUAUUGUCUCAUGGGGAAUUUCGUGUGCCGAACCUUCAUAUCCAGGUGUAUAUGCUAAGGUUUCCGCAUUGAGGAACUGGAUAUACCAGAAUUCAGGAAUCUAA